This is a messenger RNA of Exophiala aquamarina CBS 119918, 798 nucleotides long. RefSeq lists its product as uncharacterized. NCBI's taxonomy places the organism in Eukaryota, Fungi, Ascomycota, Eurotiomycetes, Chaetothyriales, Herpotrichiellaceae. The transcript is spliced from 3 exons. The record is from RefSeq and is a predicted model, not a curated record. Bases 1 to 798 code for a protein of 265 amino acids.
AUGUCCGGUCUCCAUGAAGUACAAACUGGCUCUGGCAGGCUGGCUGGGAAAGUCGCACUAGUCACAGGCGCCGCAUCAGGCUUCGGGCUCGCCAUAACCCGCAAAUUCGUGGCCGAGGGCGCCAAAGUCGUCGCCUCCGACAUCAACAGCGAUGCCCUCGCCAAAGUCUACGACGCCAACUCCGCGUCCGCAGCACACAUCGCCGCCGUGACCGCGAACGUGACGUCUGCGAACGACUGGGCCAAGCUCGUCGACACGGCGGUGACUAAGUUUGGCGGGGUCGACAUCCUCGUCAACAACGCGGGCACGAGCUACAAGAACAAGCCGACGCUGGAGGUGACCGAGGACGAGUAUGACCGGGUGUUUGCGGUGAAUGUUAAGAGCAUUUAUCUGAGUGUUCCCGCCGUUGUGCCCGCGCUGAAGAAGAGAGGCGGUGGGAGUAUCAUCAAUAUUGCGAGUAUCGGCGCCAUGAGACCGCGGCCGGGGCUGGUGUGGUAUAAUGCCAGCAAAGGCGCCGUUGCGAAUGCAAGCAAAGGCCUGGCCGCCGAGUUCGGGAAGGAUCAGAUCCGCGUGAACGCACUGUGCCCCCUGCUGUCGGGGACGGGCCUCUUCGAACAGUUCGUCGGCGUGCCGUACAACGACGAGAACAUGAAGAAGUUCCUGUUCAAUGUGCCGCUGGGCAGGCUGACGGACCCGGAGGACAUCGCGAAUGUGUGUGCUUUUUUGGGCAGUGAUGAGGGCCGCUUCGUCACAGGGGUUAAUCUGGAGGUCGAUGGGGGAAGAGCGGUUGGUGCAUAG